AGAAACGAGGAUUUGACGUUUCUGUUCGACAAUGUAGAAUUACUGGCAUUUGAAUCGUAUUUCGACUUCAAAAGCAAUGUCUUUGMGUGACCUAUUUAAAGAAAAACCUCCUGCAGUUACAUCAAGUAGUGAUAUCCCUUGGCCUUCGGCUGAGAAAAGCGUAAAUGUUGCACCGUCUUCUGAACGUCAGCCUUUUUUGACAACUUCUCCGCUUUGGAAAAUCAAAAGAAGUACGUCUUUCCGAGAAUUUCUGAAUCCGAACUACAAGUCUAAGCUACACACCCAAAAUGUGGAUAUAGGRGAAGAACCUAUAGAUUUGCUCUCGAAUUUAAAGGACUCUGGUCUAAGUAAGGCAGAACUUUUGGAAAGCACGAAGAAAACUGUCAAAACUCCAAAGCAAAGCUUCAAAAUUUCGUCUUCACAAAGCCAUAGCACCAARCCWACGAASAAACAAKAUAGUGGUUCACUUUUGAAUAAUAAAGAARCUGUUUCUAGCAAAUCUGAGCUAGAUUCGCUACGUCCCAAUAAUAAAAACUCUCAGCAAUCACCUUCAAACGAUUUACUCCCAAACUUGACGAAUUCUGGGCCAAGAAAAUUGGAGAAAAAUAACUUUAUUGAUAAAGCACCAAUUCAAUCUGAAAGGAUUUUGAGAAGUCAAAGUAAACAGCUCCAAGAAAAUGAUCAAAAAGCUACACCAAAGACUACUAAAGCUCCUGUCAUUUCAAAGGCAAGUUCAACAAAAGUAAACAAAGACAAAGAAGUUAAAACAAUGCARAGUUUUUCACUUAAAAGUAACCCUCAAGAAAGAUCAAAACCUAGCCAGUCUUUUACUACAACAAAAMCAGAGAUGGGCAAUGUUACCUCUUCAUUGAUAUCUGAUAUUAUAAGURGCAUUGUGAAAGAUAAAUCACCACAAAAGGAAACAAAAACAUCAGAGGAAAAAAGUUCAAUUUCUUUAGAUUUUAAAGAACAAAAGAUACUGCAAAGGGGCUCCCUGGAUGAAAAUUUAGUCUCAAAAACAGCAGAUAAUGAUGAUAGCUCUAUUGGUGUUGUUCAAAAGAAGACUUCAGCAUUGGAAGGUAAUGCUGCAUUUUCUCAAAAGAAAAUGAAAAGAAAGCAAAGAAUUUUUGCUUCUGAGUUGAUGUCUUCUAACAAAGCUGAAAAUGAAUUUGAUUCCUCCAUUAAUAAAAAAGACUUAGAUAUUACACCAAAAAAUACAAAUCUCACCUCAUGUAUUACAGCAGAUGUGCCUUUGUCUGCUAAUAAAGUAGAAUCCAAAAGUUCUACAGUUUCAUGCAAAACGAGUGAAAAUKUAGGAACUAAGCGGAAGUUGAAAGAGCUAGAAGAAAAUAUCUCCAAAAGUGUUGAUAGCAGUGAUGUAUUGAGCCCUAAGAAAAAAGCACUCACCUGUAUAUAUUCAGCAUUUUCAAGUGGAUCUUUGGCUGAAAUCCCUUCUGAUUCUAUUAAAGAUUCAGUGGGAAGUAGUCAAGACCAAAAUUUAACAGGAAUUGAAGAAAUUGUUAAUYCAAGCAAUACCACUGAUACCCAUCAGCAACAUGAUAGCAAUGAUUUGUGUCAAAAAGGAAAAUUCAAUGACAAUCCUUCAAUACAUGUAUAUAGUAAGUUUGAAUCUAAUCAAGAUAAUAAAUGUACAAAAAAUGGAGACAUUGCUCACAAUACCACUGAAAGCUCAGAUGGUAAACUUUCUAGAACUUCAGAGUAUUCUUUUCAGGGCUCUAAGCCCUCUGAAACAAACAACACAGUGCCUCCAAACAAGGACAAAAAGAUGUCUCUUGCCAAAGAUAAUUCUUCCUCUGAAGAGAAAUAUUCUUCAGGUGAUAAAACAUUUGAAUCUGUGAAAAUGGGCAUUGAUGUUUCAAAGGAUGAAAAUGAGACAGAAUUGGGGUCCAUGUCAGAUAGGGAAAAGGCUUCUGAUAUCAUCAAUAGUGAUGUUGAUAAUUGUGAUUUUAAAGCUAAUGAUAUUGGAGACAAUGCCGGUAUUGAAAAUAACAAUGAUUUGAAAGAUAGCACACUUAAAGUCAAUGWUACUGGCAAUGAUGAUGAUGAUAAUGAUAGUGAUAAUGAUAUCACAGAUAUCAGUUUUGCCUCCAUUGGCAAUACUGAGGGCAGUAAUAACACCAAAAAGCAUCUCAUGGGUAUCAAAAAUGAUGAUGAAGAUGAUGAUAGUGAUGAUAACAUCACAGAUAAAAAUUUUGCGUCCUUUCUAAAUACCAAGGCUAGCAAUGACACCAAAAUUCUUCACAUCAGUAAUUCUAAUGACAUCAAAAGAAAUGACAGUAAAUCAAGUUCAAGUGAAUCAUCAACAGAUGAUGACAAUGAUGAUAAUAGUGAUGAUGACAUCAAAGRUAAAAAUAGCGCUUCCUUUUGCAAUAYCGAAGGUGACAAUGACACCAAAAUUCUCCACAUYAGUAAUUCUAAUGACAUCAAARAUAAAAACCGCAAAUCAGGUGCAASAGAAUCACUAUCAGAUGAAGAYACUGAUGGUGAUUGCAAUACAAAAAGCUUUGAUAAUGAAAAACUUGAUGAUUCUCUUGAGGUAUUAGUAUUCAAUGAUGAUUCUGAGGAUAUGCUUGAAGAUGRAGAAAUUCAAUGGGAUGAUAGUGAUGAUGAUGAUCCUAAUAAAGAGCCUGAAAAGCGUGGAGAAGGGAAUCAAAUCAAGACUAAGAACAAGAGGAAAAGAAAGAGAAAAAGGAAAGGAAAAGAGAAAGCAAAGAAAAUACAAAAAACAUCAUAUUCAAAGGGUACAAAGCAAAAAUGGGAGGAUUCAACCAGACCAUUUCCAGGAAAGUUCAAGGAGAUGAAGAAAUAUCAAAAUGAUUCAAGACAAGAUGCAAGAGAUAUGUUGUCAGUUGGAGAGCCAAGCACUGGCAAGAUUACUAAGCAUUUUGAUAGUAAAGUUAAAGAAGAAGACGAGGAAGAACAAGGCUACAGCUUGCUGUCAUCACUUAGCAAUAGUGCCAUUGAUGUCACAGUGGCUGCCAGUGAGAAGGAGCUUAUUAAAAAGAAAACCAGGGGGGGUCAAGUCAGUGCYAAUAAGAGGAAGAAACUUCAAAAAAGAAUGAAUUCAUAUCUUUCAAGAAGAGCAAAGGACAUGCAACAAGCAAGACAAAGAGAGCCUGCACCUCGUCCAGUUUGUCAUUAUUACUUGAAAGGAUCAUGUACGAAGGUAGCUGGUUUAAUGCACCAAAACAGACACCAAACCCCCGGGUGGGGCCGGGGCGAUGAAUGUCCUUUCCGUCAUGAAGGAACACCAACAAAACAACAAGAAGUCUGUAAAUAUUAUCUGGUUGACGUUUGCAUGAAAGGAGACAACUGYCCUUACUUGCAUAGUUCAUUUCCAUGUAAAUAUUUUCACUCUGGAUACGGAUCCUGUCGAAAUGGAGACCAUUGUAGGUUUUCCCAUGAUCCUCUCACCCYAGAAACACAAGGAAUGCUGGAUAAGUUYCUCUUGGACCAAARGGCAAGAGAAUCGGAAAGAGAAGCACAAAAACAAGAAAGACAAGACCACCAACCUGACAUGGAAACCAAGGAACUUGCUGUACCUUGCUCGCCAUUGGAUAACGCGCUGGAUGGAAAAAGUUUACAGAACAAGUCUAGUCCAAUAACGGAGCCUAUUUAUUCGGUGAGAUAUGGCCCUUUACCUGAGAAUAACCUGAAUCUGCCCUGUGAUGUAUUAGAAGUGGAGUCUCCGUCAAUACAGGAUGAUAAGAAAGAGAUAUCGAAGGCCGUAUAUUUAGUACCUGGAAUGUACUCUGAACCUAAUAAGGAGRCAUAGAUAUGUCGCAAAAGAAAUGAUAGAGUGCGCGCACUAAAUCCGUGAACAUUACUAAAUACAGUAAUUUUCCAUUAAGGAAGAACCAGUAUUYAGUAAAUAGAARGCUGUCUUYCUGAUUGUCUUSUUGUCCUGGUCCUUUUUCAUGGAUUUAUAGUGCGAACAAUCUAUUUCACUGGACUAGCUCGACCACACGAAACCAGUUCGAUGACGAAGACCGAUGAAUCGAUUAAUGUGUUCUGUUAUAACUUAUUUGUUUGAAUGUAAAACCAGUUUGAUGAGUGCAAUGCGAUUGUACUUCGACACCGGAGAUUCAACAGAUCUGAUAAAUAAACCAUUACAGAUUGA
Molecule: messenger RNA, 4141 nt
Organism: Exaiptasia diaphana
Lineage: Eukaryota; Metazoa; Cnidaria; Anthozoa; Actiniaria; Aiptasiidae
Product: AP2/ERF domain-containing protein PFD0985w
Exons: 8
Coding region: 77-3796 (1239 amino acids)
Biological process (GO): negative regulation of DNA-templated transcription
Cellular component (GO): nucleus
Molecular function (GO): RNA binding; metal ion binding
Source: RefSeq, a predicted model, not a curated record